This is a messenger RNA of Cajanus cajan (pigeon pea), 2723 nucleotides long. RefSeq lists its product as uncharacterized. Lineage: Eukaryota; Viridiplantae; Streptophyta; Magnoliopsida; Fabales; Fabaceae. Gene Ontology annotation, biological process: RNA methylation. The record is from RefSeq and is a predicted model, not a curated record. Gene Ontology annotation, molecular function: RNA binding; tRNA (cytidine-N5)-methyltransferase activity.
GUUUAACGCUAGUUGAAUGAGGUAGCACUAAGCCACUAACACUAGCAGUGUAGUGGUGUGAAACUGCAAGUGCAAGUGCAAGGCGAUGGGGAGAGGAAAAGGAGGGAAGAGUCGCACUCAAAGAAAGCAUUUCCAGGAGAACAGGGAGAACGUGUGGAAGUCGAAACGUCCUAAAUCAGAUUCAUAUUCAGAUCCUAUUCCUAUCAGCAACCCCUAUGAAACUCAAAACCCCGCUUUCGAUCACUAUUACAAGGAUCAGAGAAUCGUGUCCUCAGAAGAAUGGGAUGCUUUCGUACAAGUUCUCAGAACUCCUUUGCCGGCAGCAUUCAGAAUCAAUUCCACUAGCCGGUUUUGUGUGGAUAUUCGGUCCCAACUGGAGAAUGAUUUUAUGCAUUCUCUUCAGGCCGAGGUUGCGGAAGGGGAUAAUACGGAGGCUAUUGUACCUUUGCCAUGGUAUCCUGAGAAUCUUGCUUGGCAUUCGAAUUUUUCCCGUAAGCAGCUCAGGAAGAAUCAAACACUUGGGAGGUUUCAUGAAUUCUUAAAGCUAGAAAAUGAAAUUGGAAAUAUUACAAGGCAGGAAGCUGUCAGCAUGGCACCUCCCCUGUUCUUGGAUGUACAUUCAAACCAUUUUGUACUUGAUAUGUGUGCAGCACCAGGUUCAAAAACAUUCCAAUUGCUUGAGAUUUUACACCAAACAACUAAAGUUGGAUCUCUGCCUGACGGAAUGGUUAUAGCAAAUGAUCUAGAUAUCCAAAGAUGCAAUCUUCUCAUUCACCAAACUAAACGGAUGUGCACAGCCAACCUAAUUGUCACCAAUCAUGAAGCUCAACACUUCCCAGGAUGUCUUUUAAAUAGAAAUUGUGAUAAAAUGGAGCCAAAUCGGCAAGACCAGCUAUUAUUUGAUCGUGUUCUGUGUGAUGUCCCAUGUAGUGGUGAUGGCACCCUUCGUAAGGCACCUGAUCUUUGGAGGAAAUGGAACACAGGUACAGGGAAUGGGCUUCAUAACCUACAAGUUCUAAUUGCUAUGCGAGGUGUAUCUUUACUUAAAGUUGGUGGAAGAAUGAUUUAUUCAACGUGCUCAAUGAAUCCUAUUGAGAAUGAAGCUGUUGUUGCAGAGGUUUUGCGGAGAUGUGCAGGGUCCAUUGAACUUGUAGAUGUCUCUAGUCAGCUUCCCCAACUUAUUCGUCGCCCAGGUCUCAAGAGAUGGAAGGUAUGUGACAAGGGUAAGUGGUUAGUCUCUUGCAAAGAUGUUCCUAAGUCUCAUAGAGGUGUAGUUCUUCCCAGCAUGUUUCCAAAUGGCGGAAGCUAUCAGGAUGUUGUUGAUAGCCUUGGAGAUGAUAUUAUUACUGAUGAUGUUAAUAGAAAUUCUGAAGAUGAUGUUCAAGCCGCGGAGAAUCCUGUGAUGCAUGAAUUUAUUGAGGAAGAUUCUGAUUUCCCACUAGAGCGGUGCAUGAGGUUAGUGCCUCAUGAUCAGAAUACUGGAGCCUUCUUUAUUGCUGUAUUACAGAAAAUUUCUCCUUUGCCAGCAAUUCAGAUAAAACCUAGAAAAGAAGUUGGUAAACCUGUUGACACAGCAAACCCGGGCAAUGAGGAUGUACAAGAAUUGCAGAUUAAUCCAUUGGAAAGUAUACCUGAAGAAAUAUCGGAGGCUAAUAUAAAUGACAAUGAACCUAAUGCAGCAGAUUUGAAAGUUAGUUCUGUUGCAUGGGAAGAAGUGGAUUUCAAGGAAGCCCAAGAUCCCUGCAAAGUAGAAAACAUAACAAAGAAUACUCCAGGCAAAAGAAAACUACAGUUUCAGGGCAAAUGGAGAGGCAUUGACCCUGUGUUCUUCUUCAAAGAUGAAGUAAUCAUUAACAGCAUAAAGGCAUUUUAUGGUAUUGAUGAGCAGUUUCCAGUCAGUGGUCACCUUGUAACAAGAAACAAUGAUACAAGCCACGUGAAAAGAAUUUACUAUAUCUCCAAGGCAGUCAAGGAUGUUCUGGAGAUGAACUUCUCAGUGGGGCAGCAACUUAAAAUAACUUCUGUUGGCCUGAAGAUUUUUGAAAGACAAUCGUCAUGUGAAGGCAGGUCUGCACCAUGUGCUUUCCGGAUCACUUCUGAAGGAUUGCCCCUUAUUCUCCCUCACAUCUCCAAACAGAUACUAAGUGCAUCGGUUAUAGACUUCAAGCAUCUUCUGCAGUAUAGAGCUGUAAAAUUUGCAGAUUUUGUGGAUGCUGAGUUUGGUGAAAGGGCUACAAACCUAAUGCCUGGUUGUUGUGUGGUAGUUUUGGGUGAAGGGAACAGAGCUGCUACAGGCCCCCCCCAAGUGGAUGAGUCAACAAUAGCCAUUGGAUGCUGGAAGGGUAGAGGAAGUUUGACUGUGAUGGUUGGUGCAUUGGAAUGCCAAGAACUGCUCGAAAGGCUUUUAAUGCGACUAGACACUGUAACAGAAAAGGACUCCUCCAUGCAUGAGGACAAACCAUCUGAUGACAAGGGAGAUGAAGCAAACGGUAAAAAUGAAGAUGAGGUGGAAGUUACUGGGUGUUAAAAGUGCAUAAUUUAUCACUGAUUAUUUAUUACUAUGAGUAGUGAAUCUAGGUUUUUUACUUUUUUAUUCACAUCUCCUAUCCUUCUUACUUUUUAGUCAUGGCUCCCACCUCCUAACUCCCAUCCUACUUAUAAGAACAUUUAUAGAAUUUGAGGCUUUCGCAUCACCCGUGAAAAUUGCAAGUUUUUCUUGUGUA